AUGCGUAUUCACGGCCUGCUGUUCUUGGUCUUCUUCGUUGUAAACGGCGUCCUGACUCACGUCGCCGCCCUCGAUCCGAGCGACGCCCGUCGUCCCGAAACCUCUGCGCCCACGGCGGGGGAAUCGUCGAAGAUCGACGAUGCAGCUGUCUACACACGUGCGCUGAAGGACCGGAGCAAGGAGGCUAGAGGCCCUCUGCUUGACAGAAUAUUUGGACCGCUAAGUCGAGGAAUCGAAAAGCUGCUGCGCUUUAUCCGCUUAUUCCGAUCUCGUCGUCCUCAAAAACAGCCUGUCAAGCCGACCGAAGCCCAUGGCAGACCGCUUGUCAAGCCAAACGCAGACCAUACGCCUGACGAUGAAAUUACGAAGUUGCUGAAGCUGGGGACGAGUCCAGAAAAGGCGUUAGAGACGCUUCAUUCCAGGAAAGAUGGAAUCUUCAAGUGGUUUGAAUACCUCGCGAAUUAUCGAGUGAAUUACUACAAGGACUUUCCCAUGAACAAAGCGGCACAACUUCUGAAGUAUCCUAUCGUGAAAGAUGAGGCGGCAUUAGCAGAAACCUUUGCCAGGAUGAUGAAUCGUCCUGCAUUGAAACGCUAUGCUGAACCGGUGCAGCCUCUUCGCUUUCAGAAUAUGCUCGUGGCCAACGAACGUCUGCUUCUCCGAGACUUUCAACGUAUCUUUCUUCCCUCUGGUGGUUCAAUCGCCGCUUUACCGAAAGGUGAUCCUGUCCAUCGCGCCUACAAAGCCUUUACCUUAGAAUUUGCUGAUGUUCGAGGCCCUUUUAAACGGAAGGACUUGCAGUCCCUCUAUUCCAAGAACGAUGACGCUAAGGCGGCUAUUCUUUUGGCCAAAAUCGAGCAAGGACAUCUCCAAAACCUCGGCAAAAACAAAAAAAGUUGUAAAGGUUAG
Messenger RNA from Hyaloperonospora brassicae, 909 nucleotides. Lineage: Eukaryota; Oomycota; Peronosporomycetes; Peronosporales; Peronosporaceae. The record is from the annotation of a GenBank genome assembly.